GGGCUUUAGAAGUUCAAACAGAGCCACGUGAAGACCGAAUGAGGGGGAAAUGUUAUCUUGCCCUCGCUGCUUACAGUCCUGCAGUCUCAGUCCCACCUGAGAAGCUCAGUGGGAGGUAACCCCGCACGAUGCCUCCCUAGUGCGAUCAUCCUUCCAGCGCCCGUCCGUCCGUUACGCGCCGCCUUUUGGAUGCGUACGUGCCGCGCGCAUUGAGUUACCGUGAAGCGCGCCGAUGGAUACAGCCGGCGGAGUCCGUGAGCACAUUUGAAGCAGUUUAAAACAGACUGCAGAUGAGGUGGGGAAAAUAAGAAGGGGCGUGGCCGAGCGGCACUGUGUGGAUGAUAACCCGCUAGUCGUUUCUUAUCGCCGCGUGUGUCGCAACAACGACAACAACAACAACAACGCGAGGCUCGAAUUGAUGAAAUGCAAAGACAGAUGGAAGAAGCGCGCAGACGUGACCGCUGCCUUCGCUGAGCUGCCGCUCGCGUCCAAGUCUCGCAGCGGAAAACCAAGGCAUGUGAGAAUUGAGUCAUCGGUGCGCAACGAAGGCUCCGCACAUGGAGCCGUUUUUGAUGGGAGUUUAAAAAGGCUUGUUGAGGAUACCCGCUGGAUGUUUUCCGAUGUUGCACGCCAGAUUUACUCGUUCCUCUUCGCGGAAACGGAGAACGGAAGCAAGCUGAAGAGAAGAGAUAAAUAUUGUGUAUCCUCGAACUUUAUCCAGUUACCGACGCAUUGGAACCUAUUCACUGGCACCGCCGCGGGGCUUUAACCAGGCAGGGGAAUAGAAAUAUAGCAUCUCGAAUACCGCACCGGGUUGUGAGGUGAAAUCUAAUCAGACUCAGCAGGGUUGAUGACUAAGAAGCUAUAGGCACUUGCAGAAAAGUUACGUUUGAAAACGAGGUCAAAAAACGAGAUUUUUCAGGAUGGAUCUACCUGGAAAUGACCAUAAGAGAUUAUCCGUGCUAAACAUGUUUGGGAGAGGUUACUUUUUAAACCUUUUAAUUUAGAUCUCAGAGGAAAUAACAAUAUUAAUGCGGCUAUCUCAUCCCCAACUCAUCCUUUGGAGCAAAUAAGCCUGCGAUCACAUCGGAGGGAGGGGGUAGUUUCAACAAUGGCACUUGUGGGUGUCUCCGUGUUGUGUGCCAACUGAAAAAAAAGAAGGAAAUAUCGGAUGAAUUAUCCCAGCAUGUCCAUCCAGACUGAUGUGUGGAUUACCACGUCGUUUUUGAGAGAGGGGACACAAUGUGUCUGACAAGAAAACCUCAUCACGUUGCCGACCAAAUACUCUGAGAAUUGCGGAUGAUUUUUUUCGACGCAGUUUUUUGGGGGCAGGAAGCGGGAACAGGACCGAUAUACCCGCGCGAGUGAGAGGCUCUUUUGUGAACAAGGACAGAUUUACAGUGGAUUGGAAGUUAACAAAAGGAUGACCAGAUCACCUUGGAACUGUGAUUAAAUUGGCAGCCAUCCUGAGGAUCUGUUGCUUGAACUGAGGAGAAGACCGGUGCGGUUGUAUCCAAUUUACACAUAUUUCCUACAUGGGAUUUCAGUAUUUACAUACAUACUGUAUAUACUGUGCAAUGUAUGAUCGUACGAAGAAGAUUCACAAUUAGUGUACAUAUGUGAUGGACUGCUGUACUAUAAUUAGGUUUUAAAGUGAAGCCAAGAAUUUCACUGAAACACCAUUACAGUCAAUUCUGUGUUAAGUGUUUUCAUUGCUUUCUGUUAUGUUUAAAAUACUGAACAACAAAAAAAAACUAUUGUUUCUCUCCAAAAGCUACAUUUUACUGGAUUAAAUUACAUCACCUGAGCAUGACUUGAAGGCAUCAUGAGGUAACUCUACAGAAUCCCAGUACAAUAGCUGUUAGCUCUGGUGUGGCCAACAAUAGUUACUACCAGACUACCAGAAAGCCUCAACUAUCCCUCAAUUGCAUAUUUUCACAAAAUAUACACCGAUAAUGAUCAGCAGUAUACUUUUAUUUCACAUUGGGAUGGUUAAAUUGUGUAUUUAUCAUUUGGUUCACAUGCAUUAUAAUAUAUGUGUUAUGAAGUAUUAGAGACAAAUGAAUGAAUGAACGACUAAUGACAUGAGAAUGUAAAUACUGAAAGCUAAAUGCAAAUGAAAUUCAAAUAUCUUUUAAUAACCUCAUGGGACUCAUUUUUCCCAAUUUAGCUCUUCGGGAACACCAACAAUCAGUAGAAUUGGCCCAGCUAAGAGAAAAAAAAGACCUUCAUGAAUAUAUAUUUAAUUAAAAAUACAGCAGGAAAGCGGUUGAGUCACACUGAGUAACACACUGUUUUCAGCCUCAAAAUAGUAAUACAAGUGUAUCACAAGAUACACAGCAGUGCCUGGCAGUGGCUCAAGGAGAGGACGCUGAGUCCUGUUUUUACCCUCCCGAAAAUACUGGUUUAGUUAAUAAGCUUAAUAAGCGACCAAACACUGUUUUUGAAAAGAAUAAUAUCUCUAUAUGAUAACUAACUUCUUCCAAACCGUUCUUUGCAGUAGUCAAUGUCCUGCAGGUUAAUCCUGUGAUGCUGGAGCAGAGAGAGAUGGAAAAGAGCACACGGCUUGUGUGCAGCGAGGCCAAAUCGUCAUUACAAAGAGUGCAAAACCAGUCAAUGAAUUAUGAAUGUUAAACAAGAUGACCUCCUCUCAGCAGCAGCAGAUGAUGCGAGGUCCUAGGUGGAACCGGGCCUUGUCCGACCCUUUUUUUGUGCUGCUUCUGGCCCUCCAGCUGCUGGUGGUGGCAGGGCUGGUACGCGCUCAGACAUGCCCCUCUGUCUGCUCCUGUAGUAAUCAGUUCAGCAAAGUCAUCUGCACCCGGCGUGGCCUGCGAGAUGUCCCUGAUGGCAUCUCUACCAACACCCGAUAUCUGAAUCUGCAAGAAAACCUAAUUCAGGUCAUAAAGGUGGACAGCUUCAAGCACUUGAGACAUCUGGAGAUCCUACAGCUGAGCAAAAACCACAUACGCAAAAUUGAGUUGGGCGCCUUUAAUGGACUGGCCAGCCUCAAUACCUUGGAGCUUUUUGAUAACCGCCUCACCACUAUCCCCAACGGGGCCUUUGAGUACCUGUCCAAACUAAAGGAGCUUUGGCUGAGGAAUAACCCCGUAGAGAGCAUCCCCUCCUAUGCUUUCAACAGAGUGCCCUCAUUACGCCGGUUGGACCUCGGGGAGCUCAAACGUCUCUCCUACAUAUCUGAGGGUGCCUUUGAAGGGCUGAGCAAUCUACGCUACCUAAAUCUGGGAAUGUGCAAUCUGAAGGAAAUUCCCAACCUUAUUCCCCUAGUGAAGCUGGAUGAACUGGAGAUGUCAGGGAACCAGCUCACUGUUAUCCAACCUGGCUCUUUCAAGGGGCUCAUCCAUUUGCAGAAGCUAUGGAUGAUGCAUGCCCAGAUCCAGACAAUAGAAAGGAACUCUUUUGAUGACCUGCAGUCACUAGUGGAGCUCAAUCUAGCCCAUAACAACCUUACUCUUUUGCCCCACGAUCUCUUCACUCCUUUACAUCAUCUAGAGAGGGUACACUUGCACCACAACCCGUGGAAUUGUAACUGUGACAUCCUCUGGCUCAGCUGGUGGCUGAAGGAGAUGGUCCCAGCUAACACCAGCUGCUGUGCCCGUUGUAGCUCACCAACCCACCACAAAGGACGAUACAUUGGCGAGCUGGACCAGAACCACUUUCACUGUUAUGCUCCUGUUAUUGUGGAGCCUCCAGCAGAUCUAAAUGUGACGGAAGGAAGCGCUGCCGAGUUGAAAUGCAGAGCCAGCUCUUUGACGUCGGUAAGCUGGAUUACACCCAAUGGUUCCAUCAUGACACACGGAGCUUACAAGAUCAGAAUAUCUGUGCUUACCGAUGGCACCCUAAACUUUACCAAUGUUACCAUGCAAGACACCGGCACGUACACGUGUAUGGUCAGUAAUUCUGCAGGAAACACAACAGCGUCUGCCACUCUUAAUGUGUCCUCUACUGAGAACAGCAGCUUCAGCUACUUCACCACGGUGACAGUGGAGACAAUAGAAUCACCACACAAUGAAGCCUUCACCAUUGCUGUGCAGCAGAAGGUGGGCCCCACCCCUCCUGCUGGUACAUGGGAGUCUGUUUCGCCAACCUCCACAACAACCACAACAGUCCGGACUCCGCUCUACACCCGCACCACAGAGAAGACCUACACCAUCCCAGUCACAGAUCGCGAUGGUUCACUGAAUGGUUUGGAUGAGGUCAUGAAGACCACCAAGAUCAUCAUUGGCUGCUUUGUUGCAAUCACACUCAUGGCAGCAGUCAUGUUGAUCAUCUUCUACAAGAUGCGUAAACAGCACCACCAGCAGAACCACCACGCACCCACACGCACCAUUGAGAUCAUCAAUGUGGAUGAGGACUGUGUAACUGGAGGCCAGGGCAUGGAAGGGCACCUCACCCUGCCUCCUCUUGAGCAUGAGCACCUCAACCACUACAACGCCUACAAGACUGCGUACAAUCAUGCCUCCACUAUCAACUCUAUACACAGUUCAGCCCACGAACCUUUGUUAAUUCGGGCCAGCUCAAAAGACAACGUACAAGAGACCCAGAUCUAAUUUAUUUGUGUUUUUUUCUUCAAAAUCAAACUAAUUGAAUGACAUGAAGACAUUAAUGACAGGACAUAACAGACAAUUUGGUUUUGAGAACUAUGGCUAAAAAAAAUGGAGCAACAGACUUGUGCAUUUGGCAAAUUUGUGACUGGUGAUGUUUAUUCAAUGACUUUGGGAAUUAGGGUAUGUCUACUGUUUCAAAAAGUGUCUUUACAUAACAGAAGUUAUUUAUUUAAGAAAAAACUAUUGUGGUUAAAUCAAGAAAAAAGUUUAUUCUGCUUUUAUUUUUUCAGCACUGAUUUUUUUUUUCUCAUUUCAACAGAUUGGUUUACGUGUACUUUCAAACUACUGAAGAAAAUCAUUGUUCGUUCUAGACAAACUGCAGCCUUUGGAUUAGACUUAAUUUCGCCCAUCUAUCAGACAAAUCUAGAGGACAUUAGUGAUCUUCUUCAGCUGUGGAUAAAGUGAUGAAAUCUUCAUGACUGUAUGUAACUGAGAUUAGUUGGACACUUCAUUCAUGUUCAAUAUCUCACAGUGAGUGACGUAAAUGUCAGUGUCGGAAUUUGAGCAUAAUUCAUUAUUUAAUCAUAUCUGUCAGAUACACUUUAAGCACUCUCUGUUUUGCAAUCAAAAGAUUGAGGAUCGUAAAUGAGGGGAAUAUGUCCUUUGUUCCGCUGUUGUAAAAGUAGAGGCUCGGUAUUAGAAGCACAUUUAAGUUAAAUUCACUUAUAUUGAUUAACUAUGAAAAAUCUUACAUUUGGUUUUGUGUUCCUAAUGUAUAUGCAAAAUGUUAUCCCCAAUCUCCACUUGUUCUGACUGAAGUUACCAGCUUCUCUUGGAUUUAUUGCAACCAUUAUAGAGAACGUUCCAUUAAUAGACCGGUUUAGAUUCAGAGGGCCAUGAUACAGGAACGGCAUUAAUUGGUACUUUAGAAUCUGCAUAAUUGUGAAUAAAAAUGUAGGAGAGUCUUGUGAAGAAUGUAGAUGAUCUUACAUUAUGGCAAAAGUUCACUGCCUGGAAAUGUUUUCAAUGUAUCAUGACCUCACUUUUACAUAACAGGGCUUUGCAGUGUGGCAUUUAAAAGGAGGUUGCUUUUAAGGCAUCCUAUUCAUACUGGGACCCCCUUACCUCAUCUGCAACACUGCAGGACUGAGUGCUGUCAGAAGCAGACUGAUGAGCAGACGAAAGAGCUUAAACCCUUUAUACAGCUGCCUGAGCACAUUGCCUGUCAUCUGUGUGCCACACUCUUACAUGGGCAGUGCCUGGCACCUCCAGAUUCACGCCCUGCCCCUGCCAACCGCAGGACUUGGCCCCCGAGCAGCGGGGAUUAUGCCGUGAGAGGCUUUAGGAGUGUGUGGGCUCGAGCAUCGACCAGAUGUUUGGGUCGCACCUGCUUCUAUCCCCUCUCCCUUUUGAAACAAGACAAUUUCCAUUUUAAUUGAUGAUGCUCAUGGCUUUUGGAUGAACACUGCUCCACACGCAGCCGUGCCCUGGAAACCGUUUCAAAGUCCCACUCGUGAAAAUGGCAGCGGGCAACAUAAAUUCAGAGGUUAGGCAGACAUUUGUCAGAUUCAACACUUACAUAAAUGCCCCCAGGUAUAUGUUUAUGAGACAACUGCAGUUUUUGCUCCACUUGCAUAAAAAUAUAUAUGUAUGAAAGUUAGGCCACUUUCUUGCUUUAGUCAAUAAGGACAUAUAUGAAAGACAAUGGCUCUUUAAAAAAUACAGUUACAGAUAGUGGCAUGCGCUUUUUUGGGGGGCCACCAUUCACUCCUCUAAACUUGAAGCCCAAAUUUCACAAUUUAUACACUCUUUUUUUCAAAGAUCCGAUACUAGUUUCAUCUUGGGUUAAUGGUUGGAUUUUACUCAUGUUAAAUAAUCCAUAUCUCUACAGUCCAUGUGCAUGCUCAUGUUUUUCUAAACUUUAGUGUUUUACAGUUAAAACACAACUCUUUCAUGGGCUGUCCAUGUACGUGAAAGCCUGUUAUAGCACCCACCUCCUGUCCUUUAUCUGAUUAAAUUCACUCUAUUCCACAUUUGCCAACCCCUGAACAUUCUAAAAGAAAGCAGAGUAGCUGAAUAUGAGUUUUCCGGGAGUUCACUUCCCACAUUUGACCUUAAACACAAAAUAAGCUGCUUCCCAUAACUCAAUUAUUAUCAAAAAAAGUAAAAAAGAGUUAGAAAGAUAAUAGAACGAUAAUCCUGGAUUUGUUUAGUAAAUCAGUUUAAUCCACUUUGAAUUCUCUGACCUUUUUAGUCCAGACAGAAGGAUAUAAUUGAUAUCAUUAUUUUUUUGUCACCCCUUGACACAACUCAUCCCAUAAUUGCACUUCUGUAGAAUGAAAUGGGCUUCUAUUAUUUUUCUGUGUUUAAGUUCCUUUGGUUGGAAAAUACAGUUUUACUCAGUUUACCUAGGAGAGUGCAACCAUUCUCCCUUUUGCCUUUUGUUGGAGGUAAAUCGUCUGAAAAUCUACAUGGUCGAUUUGUUGCAUUUUAGUCAAGCUGUCUCAUGUAUGUAAGAUAUCUAAAUAUUUUUUGUCAAAUUUUUUUUUUUUUUACAUUCUUUUUUUCUCAGAGGGAAUGCUGUUUUAGUGGUAGAUUUAUAUAAAAAACAUUUUUAGAAUAAAAUACAACAAAAAAAUGGAUACAUUAUGAUUUUACUUGUGCCAACAACCUGUUCUAAAAUUGAAAAAGAGAAACAUGCUGUAAAAGAAUAAGAUUGGUUUUCAUGUUAGCAUUCUUUCAAGACCUUUAAAAAGAUAUGGAGAUCGAUUAUAGAGACCAGAGUUUGUAGUUACACAAAAUAUGGUUAAAUAAACUAUUGUUGUUUUUCUGUA
Messenger RNA from Gasterosteus aculeatus aculeatus (three-spined stickleback), 7399 nucleotides. Lineage: Eukaryota; Metazoa; Chordata; Actinopteri; Perciformes; Gasterosteidae. The record is from RefSeq and is a predicted model, not a curated record.